AUGUUAGCUGGAUUGGAUAUAAUCUUUCCUACACUGUCGACAGCAGAAUUCAUAAUUGGAAUGUUGGGGAAUGUGUUUAUUGGACUGGUAAACUGCUCUGAAUGGGUCAAGAACCAAAAAAUCUCUUUAGCUGACUUCAUCCUCACCUGCUUGGCUAUCUCCAGAAUCACUCAGCUAUUGGUGUCAUUGUUUGAAUCAUUUAUGAUGGGAUUAAAUCCACCUUUCUAUUCCAUUUAUAAACUAGCAAAACCUGUUACUUUGCUUUGGAGAAUAACUAACUAUUUGGCCAUCUGGUUUACUACCUGCCUAAGGAUUUUCUACCUCCUUAAGAUAGCUCAGUUCUCCUAUUCCCUUUUCCUCUGGCUGAGGUGGAGAAUGAACAGAGUGGUUCUUGCAAUUCUUGUAUUUGCUUUGUUCUUUCUACUGUUUGACUUUCUAUUGCUAGAAACAUUUAAUGACCUCUGGGUUAAUGUCUAUCAAAGAUAUGAAAGAAACUCAACUUGGUCCCUAGAUGUAAGUAAAACUCUGUAUCUUAACAGCUUGAUUGUUUUCAGUUUUAUCUACUUAAUCCCCUUUCUUCUGUCCCUGACCUCACUGCCUUUUCUUUCCCUGAGGAGACAUACCAGGAAUGUGCAACUGAACUCCGGCUCUAGGGACUUCAGCAGAGAGGCCCAUAAAAAGGCCAUGAAAAUGGUGAUGUCUUUCCUUCUCCUCUCCACGGUUCAUUUUUCUUCCAUCCUAUUAACAGGUUGGAUUUUCCUUUUACUGCAGAAUUGUCAGGUCAAUUUGGUUGUCAUGUUAUUAACAACACUUUUUCCUCCAGGCCACUCAUUUAUUCUGAUUUUGGGAAACAGCAAGUUGAGAAAAACUGCUUUAGGACUACUGUGGCAUCUUAAUCACCACUUGAAAAUGGUGAAAUCUUUAGCUUCAUAG
This is a messenger RNA of Leptonychotes weddellii (Weddell seal), 933 nucleotides long. Lineage: Eukaryota; Metazoa; Chordata; Mammalia; Carnivora; Phocidae. The record is from RefSeq and is a predicted model, not a curated record.